This is a messenger RNA of Puma concolor (puma), 756 nucleotides long. RefSeq names its product RAB13, member RAS oncogene family (gene RAB13). The record is from RefSeq and is a predicted model, not a curated record. Lineage: Eukaryota; Metazoa; Chordata; Mammalia; Carnivora; Felidae. Gene Ontology annotation, molecular function: GTP binding; GTPase activity.
AUGGCCAAAGCCUACGACCACCUCUUCAAGUUGCUGCUGAUCGGGGACUCGGGGGUGGGCAAGACUUGUCUGAUCAUUCGCUUUGCAGAAGACAACUUCAACAACACUUACAUCUCCACUAUCGGAAUCGACUUCAAGAUCCGCACUGUGGAUAUAGAGGGGAAGAAGAUCAAAUUGCAGGUCUGGGACACGGCUGGCCAGGAGCGAUUCAAGACGAUCACCACCGCCUACUACCGCGGGGCCAUGGGCAUUAUCCUAGUGUAUGACAUCACAGAUGAGAAAUCCUUCGAGAACAUUCAGAACUGGAUGAAAAGCAUCAAAGAGAAUGCCUCUGCAGGGGUGCAGCGUCUGCUGCUGGGGAACAAGUGUGACAUGGAGGCCAAGAGGAGAGUGCGGAAGGAGCAGGCCGAUCAGCUGGCUCGGGAGCAUGGAAUUCGAUUCUUCGAGACAAGUGCCAAAUCCAGCACAAAUGUGGAUGAGGCUUUCAGCUCCCUGGCCCGGGACAUCUUGCUCAAGUCAGGAGGCCGGAGAUCGGGAAACAGCCACAGGCCCCCUGGCACGGACCUGAGAGCUUGUGACAAGAAGAGCAGCAGCAGGUGCUCCCUCGGCUGAGGACCUGGGCCUGGACGCUGGGCCGAGGGCGGGCAGGUGGGGCUCAGGGGGUAGAGGUGGGUAGAUGGCAGAUGGCCGAGCGGGGAGCAAAUGCAGAAGAAAAGGAGGAACGUGAGAGGAGAGAAGGUAGAAUAGAGAGGCAGG